AUGCAACACGAACUAGAAACCGAAAACAUGGUUAUGAUGAAUAAUCCUGAUAUGAGACCACUGACACAAGUUACAAAUCCUCAAUUAGAACGAUAUCGCACAAUUCUCCUCAUUAUGCUUGGUAUUUGUCUUGGUUUUUGGUUGGCCAUUGCAUUUGUUGAAAUCGUAGACUAUACAGUAGAUUUACAAACAAAUACAAGAAUUGUUGGUUCUAUUGCGGCAAUUGCUUUCUAUGCCUUUGGAUUAUUCGUCAGCUGUAAAUAUUCGAAAAAAGGCUUACGCAUGGUAUGUAAUCUUAUUUGA
This is a messenger RNA of Adineta steineri, 303 nucleotides long. NCBI's taxonomy places the organism in Eukaryota, Metazoa, Rotifera, Eurotatoria, Adinetida, Adinetidae. The record is from the annotation of a GenBank genome assembly.